ACAGUUUAGUAGUGACGGUAGUGACGCGAAACAAAAUGGCGAGAUCUUGGUGAAAGUCAAAACAGUCUCACCAACGAUUUUACUAAAUUUCUUUUACGUUUUCGUUAUUAUGAAAAACUCAUUAUGAACAGCCUGGGCCUUAGUUUGAUUCUGAAGAUGGGCUGUAUUUGCGCCAAGGAGACAGUUGUUGUUAAUGGAAGGAAAUAUACAGUGAGAGAGCAUCUGGGUGACGGUGGAUUUAGUACGGUAUCCCUAGUCGAAGAUAAUUUAACUCAUAAAAAAUAUGCAAUUAAAAAAAUGGUAUGUCAUGGACCUGAGGACCAAAGACUGGCUGUCAAAGAAAUAGAGUAUCACUCAAUUGUCAAGCACCCUAAUGUUAUAGAAUGCAUAGAUUCUACUCAUAGAGGAACUGCUGACCCGGUUGUGAAUGCAACUAGUGAAGUUUUAAUAAUUUUACCGUACUAUCAUAAAGGCACAUUGGCGAACGAGCUUGAGAGAAGAGCCAGAACAAAUGAUUAUCUGAGUGCCAGAGACAUUUUGAAUAUUUUUCUUCAGAUUUGUGAAGGUGUCAAAGCUUUUCAUGACGUAAAACCAGAACCCUUGGCUCAUAGAGAUUUGAAGAUUGCCAAUAUUGUCCUUGGUGAGGCAAUGACCCCUGUAAUAAUGGAUCUUGGAUCUGUAACACAGGCUAGAGUCAAAGUAUGUGGGGCGCAAGCUGCACAGACACUUCAGGAUAUUGCAGCAGAGCGAUGUUCGAUGCCAUACAGAGCACCAGAAUUAUUUAAUGUUGAAAGUUACUGUAUGGUAGACGAAAGAACAGAUAUCUGGUCCUUAGGUUGUAUCCUCUAUGCUUUAUGCUACUUUAAGUCACCCUUUGAUGCCGUUUAUGAGAGGGGAGAUAGUGUUGCUCUAGCAGUAAUGAGUGCUAAUAUAACGUUUCCCGAAAACGCACCGUAUAACGAGGAUAUGCAGAAUUUAAUUCUGUCAAUGCUAAAGGUCAAUCCCAUGGAACGUCCCUAUAUCUAUACCGUAAUAGAAAAUGUUCACGAUGCAAUCGCUAAGUUGGAAAGUAGAGUCUAGUAACAAGUCAAUAAGCAAUAAUUCCAGAUAAUCAUUUUUGAGAUCUCGAGAAUCGCGAGUAUUUUGGUAAAGCAAGAUGCGGUUGCGCUGCCCUGCAGAUGGGCCCGCGUCUAGUGUAUAAAUAAUGUAUAUGUAUCUUAUACAGUAUAUGCAGGACUAUAUAGUAAAAACCUAUCACUUAGAUUCGAUAGGUGUCAUGCAAUGACUCUACCAUCAUAUACAAAUCUAAUUCUAACAGUGUUUCCAUAUCCAUCAGUCACUGCACUCGAAAUGGUAAUCAUCAGAGAAGAGUUAAUAGGAAAUAAUUAGAUUUUUAGUUUUUCUGUACCUGCAUCAAUGGAAAAAGAAAAUGGAGAGACAUCGAUGAUAAUUGUUAUACAGUAAAAUCUGCGGAUUCACGGACAUUAGGUUCCGCAAAAAAUAUAUAUAUAUGAAUUGCUAUGGAAAAUAGUUACUAUAACGAAGUUAUUAAUAGAUAUACUUACAUAAUCUAUUAUAUAUUUUAAUUUAUGAUAAUACAUGAUUAUUAUAAAUCAGUGACUUGUGUGCAGAAUUUCUGUUUAUAUGAGUUUCGAACCUGAGACUCGCGGACGUUAAUCCAGCCCCAAGCACGUCUGCCACCGAAUCUUUAUAUUUCUAUCUAUAUGUUAAACAUUUAUAUUUUGUAUUUUCGGAACGUACUACAGAUGAGUUUAGUAAAACUGAAAAAAGUGAAUAUGGAAAACGGUUGCAUUGCGUAAUACGCAAAAUCCACGAAUAAUGAAACCGUGAAUAAGGAGAUUUUACUGUAACUUUAAAUAGCUAAAAAUCUGUAAUGUUUUGAAAUAUUAAAAUCGAUUCAGUAACAUUUUUAGGGACAUGGAACAUACAUACAUGUUAAACAGCAAAACAAGCUUCAAAAUGGUUACAGGUGGGACUACUAUUUGAGCAGAUCAAGUUUUGCUUGAUACAUUUUUAUAUCAAGCUAUUCCAAUGAUAUCACCAAAAACGCUUUUAAAGUUUUGAUAAUUACCCUCUAGGAAGAGUAUCGAAUCAAAUCAAUUGCUUAUACCUCUCUCAUCUCAUUGUCAUGUUUGAACUGAACAGCCCUGUACUUUUAAAUAUUGAAAUAUGAAUGUGUAUCGUUAUUUAGGAGAUACUAGUAAGGAGAGUCAGUAUUGUGGGACUUUAUCUAAUGGCUAGUAGGCACAAUGGAUACGUGAGAUAUGCUGAAACCCGCAUAGAAGUUCUGUAAACGCUUGAAAUGCGUUCUUUUCAGUGAGACAGAAUAUACACAGGGUGACUUUACCGAUAUCUCCUUGAUGAUGUCGUCGAAGACAGUACAAUGCAUUCCGCAAAGUUAAAAUUCUUAAAAAUGUAAGAGCUAUUUUAAUAUAUGACCAAAACUCAAGAAA
This is a messenger RNA of Cephus cinctus (wheat stem sawfly), 2474 nucleotides long. Its product is annotated as serine/threonine-protein kinase 16. Gene Ontology annotation, biological process: protein phosphorylation. Bases 124 to 1080 code for a protein of 318 amino acids. Gene Ontology annotation, molecular function: ATP binding; protein serine/threonine kinase activity. Gene Ontology annotation, cellular component: Golgi apparatus; cytoplasm. Lineage: Eukaryota; Metazoa; Arthropoda; Insecta; Hymenoptera; Cephidae. The record is from RefSeq and is a predicted model, not a curated record. The transcript is spliced from 6 exons.